AUGGUGGUGUACAACUUUAAGAAGAUCCAGACGGUGCCGACGGCCAAUGACUUCAUCGACAUCGUGCUCACGCGCACGCAGCGCAAGACGCCGACGGUGAUCCACCCGACGUACGCCAUCUCGCGCAUCCGCGCCUUCUACAUGCGCAAGGUCAAGUUCACGCAGCAGACGUGCCAGGAGAAGCUCAGCCAGAUCAUCGAUGACUUCCCGCGCCUGGACGACCUGCACCCGUUCUACGCCGACCUCAUCAACAUCCUGUACGACCGCGACCACUACAAGCUGGCGCUGGGCCAGGUCAACACGGCGCGCGCGCUCAUCGACAACAUCGCCAAGGACUACGUGCGCAUGAUCAAGUACGGCGACUCGCUCUACCGCUGCAAGCAGCUCAAGCGCGCCGCGCUGGGUCGCAUGUGCACGCUGCUCAAGAAGCAGAAGGCGUCGCUCGAGUACCUCGAGGAGGUGCGCAAGCACUUGUCGCGUCUCCCUUCCAUCGACCCCAACACGCGCACGCUGCUGGUCACGGGCUUCCCGAACGUGGGUAAGUCGAGUUUCAUGAACAAGGUCACGCGUGCCGAUGUGGACGUGCAGCCGUACGCUUUCACGACCAAGGCGCUGUACGUGGGCCACCUGGACUACAAGUACCUGCGCUGGCAGGUGAUCGAUACCCCCGGUAUUCUAGACCACGCGCUGGAGGACCGUAACACCAUUGAAAUGCAGGCCGUGACGGCGCUGGCCCACUUGCAGGCGUCGAUCCUGUUCUUCAUGGACAUCUCGGAGCAGUGCGGCUUCACCAUCGAGCAGCAGUUGAGUCUGUUUGAGAACAUCCGCCCGCUGUUUGCCAACAAGCCGCUGGUGCUGGUGUGCAACAAGAUCGAUCAGAUGCGCUUCGAGGAGCUGUCUGAGCACCACCAGAACAUGAUCAACACGGCCGUGGAUGAGACCAAGGCCAAGUUCUUCACCAUGUCGAACCACUCGGAGGAGAACGUGAUGGACGUCAGGAACUACGCUUGCGAUGAGCUGCUGGCUCACCGUGUCAACUCCAAGGUGAAGGGCAACAAGGUGGCGGACGUGCUGAACCGUCUCAGUGUUGCCAUGCCCGUGGCUCGUGACGAUGUGAAGCGCGAGAUCACGAUCCCGGCCAGUGUCAUUGCUGCCCGCGAGAACCCGAACAGCGUGGUGCCGCGUGUGCUGCAGAAGGACAAGAUGAACGCCAACGGCGGCGCUGGCGUGUACUCGUUCAACUUCAAGGAGCACUACAAGGGCAUGCUCCGCAACGACGACUGGACGCAGGACGCGAUCCCGGAGAUCUGGAACGGCAAGAACAUUGCCGACUUCGUGGACCCGGACAUUCUCAAGCGUCUGGAGGCUCUGGAGCAGGAGGAGGAUGAGGCUAUGACCAACAACGCGCCCAUGGAUGAGGACGAGGAGAUGAGUGACCUUGACGAUGAGCAGCAGGAUAAGCUCGCUCGUAUUCGCGAGAAGAAGGCGAUCAUGGUUGCCGAGCACCGUCAGAACAAGAACAAGAACCACGCUACGGUGUCGCGCAAGGUGCGCGCUAAACUCCGCACGCUCACGGAGACGAAGAAGGAGCUGGAGGCUCUUGGCGUGGAUACGAGCCACAUGAAGCACGCUGAGGCUGUGGUGGCCAAAAGGAAGGCUGGUGACGAGAGCCGUGGCCGCAAGCGCGAACGCGAGGACAUGGACGUGGAUAUGGAGGACGCGACCGAGAGCUCGGACCUGCGUGUGCGCGCCCGUGCCAAGUCUCAGAUGCGCUCCAAGUCCAAGAACCGAUCCGCUUCUCUCGUCGCCCCGCGCGACCAGUCCGGUUUCGGUACCGAGGCCGACAUGGCUGCUGCCAAGCGCGCCACCCGGUUUACGCAGCGCAAGGCCGCCAAGAUGGGCCGUGCAGGCGAGGCCGAUCGGAUAUCGGUUCCCAAGCUGGCGAAGUGGCAGAACUCGGGCAAGCGUGGCCAGGGCAACACGCACUCCCGUUAAGCUUAGACCUAGUUUUCGCUUUUUGCCUCAUUGCGCCGUAUGGUGGUGGAGAGACAAAGAGGACGGAGGUGUCGAUUCUUCCUUCCUCUCUUGUGCCCUGUAUUUCUCCGUGUCCCUUUC
Molecule: messenger RNA, 2115 nt
Organism: Phytophthora sojae
Lineage: Eukaryota; Oomycota; Peronosporomycetes; Peronosporales; Peronosporaceae
Exons: 1
Coding region: 1-1995 (664 amino acids)
Biological process (GO): ribosomal large subunit biogenesis
Cellular component (GO): nucleolus
Molecular function (GO): RNA binding; GTP binding; GTPase activity
Source: RefSeq, a predicted model, not a curated record